CUUAACCUCUCAUAUAGAAGUUUUGUCCAUAAAAUAAAAUAAAAAGAAAAGUGAAUAAGUUUCAGUUUAAUUACACAUUGCAGGUUGUUUACUGUGAACAACAGGUUGCCAGUGUAGCGGAAUUUUACAAAUGGCGAAUUUAAUGUUCGCAAAAUUAUUGAUCUUAUUAUCAGCAAUUGGAGGUGAGUUCACUAUAUCAGAAUAAUUAUUGUUGAAGAUUUACAUUCGAUAGUUAUGUGUGACCUAGAACGUUAAUAUUAAGGCAUUUUAAACGAACAUUGUUUUUCGAUAAUAUUUACAUUGAUUGAGUGUCAAAUUUGUAGGGUAACAAACCAUAAUAUAUUUAGCUAAAACCUGUAUCGUUUAUAUAAAAAAUCUAUAAAUUUUCCGCGAGAAGAAAAUUAUAGUAAUUAGCAAUGGAUAAUAAUACAUGUACUUGAUCUAGUGGGCUAAUGAAGGGUAUACGUAAAGCCCGGAUCAAACGAGGAUGAGAGUUGGCAGUCAUCCGUUUUGGUUAGCUGUUCUUAAUGCUUUCCCAACUCUAUCAUGUAUUUUAUCAAGUUACAUCGUAGUUGAAACACUGCCUGACAUUUAUUUUGUUAAUCUAAAGCUAGAUUUGUCCCUUGUAACAACUCGUGAUUCUCAUCAACCGUCUCAUUUUCGUUUACCGGGGCGUAAUUAAAUACUAACUCCCGUAUUCUGAAGAGCUCACUAACACUCACACUCAAUGAGUGGAAGUUCAAUGUGAUCUCAAGCUUUUCUCGAGUGUCAAUGCUGUUUUUGAAUAGCUGGAGGGUUAGUGUCAUACCUUACUAUGUGGCUACUCACCCUCCAGCUAUUCAAAAACAGCAUUGACACUCAAGAGAAGCUCAGAUUGAACCUCCACUCAUUGAGUCUGAGUGAGCUUUUAGAAUACAAGCGUAAAAGCGGAAGGAUUUUUGUAGACGGAAAUUUCGAACGAAAAUUUUAUACAUUUUAGAUCUUACUGGGCGCUGUUAAGAUAAGUGCAACUAUAUAUAGACCCUCCGACAGGAAGCCUGCAUGCAGCCCAGCAAUCCUGGUGCAGCGCUCUGAAUACUGAGCUACGGAGUCCAGUUGUCGAGAAUAACCCACUGAGCAGUUGCAUUGCGCCCUCAAUUAUUAUGUUACUCUGUCUAACGCCAGACGAUUUUACUAGUCAUUCAUCAAGGUGCGAGCGCUGGCGCUCGAUGGGUUAACCACGUUCUUGUAUAUAUGCCAUGCAGCUAAUGCCAGUGCAGCGUUACUAUAAAAUUAAUAUCGCUGCACUGGUACUGGCCUCACCUAGAGUAUACCGUAUAUAUUUAUUAUUUCUAUUGUUUUCUAUAGUUUUUUCGCUAGCAUUGGAACCACUUCCAGGAAAGUCUGGAGAAGAUCAAGGUACUAACAUGCUAUGCACUUCAAUUGGUCAUUGACAGGCCUUGUAAAAAGAAUCGAUAGACAAAGCUCCUUGACGAGUUUAUUUGCUUGUGUAUGACUUGUUCUGCGAUCAGUAUUUUCCAAGAAACGUUUAAAUUAAUUAACUACGUAUUAUUAUUUCAAGAUAAUUUUUUUGGUUCUGCAAAACUGCAUCCAACAAAAUUAAAAACAUGAAACUGUCCACUAUACCACACCUCAAAAGCGAAUUUCAAAAUAAACGAGAUUCAAUGAACAUGCACCGCGGUAAAAUGUCUGCGCAUGCGCACGAACUAAAUAUGGCGAACAUUUUAAAUUUUAUUAUUCGAAACAAAACCAUGGCUAUUUAUUCACUCGAUAUGAGUGACACAAACAAGAAAAUACAGAAGACGGGUAUAGACUAAACCUGAAUCAUGAGUCCUCUAACAUUUAAAGUAUAUAUUUUAAAGUAUAUUAUUUACAUUUAAAGUCUGGUUUGAACGGGGAUGUAUCGAGCGCUUUCUGCAUAAUGGUCAAUUACCAAAGUUUAGACGUAAAAAUAAGCAUCUUAAGAAGACAAGGCUCUUAAUAUCCCAAAUAUUCCGAGUGAGCCAUAAAGUUUAAUUAUUGUUCACGAUUCUACGCAAAAAAAAUGUUAUUGGGAAAAUAACAUGUGAACCUACGAAAAAUAUCUUUGUAUGGUUCAGUCAAAGAACUUUUUAUACAAUAAAAUUAUCGACUAAAAAUGCCAACUAAAAUUAUCAAAUGAAAUUAUCGACUAAAAAUUUUCGAAUAAAAUUAUCGACUGAAAUCCACCAUUGGUCCCUUUUCUUGCAUAAUAGUAUUUCUUGUACAUGUACUCUGUAAUUAUUUAUAGUUUUUAGGUUGUCACAUUUUCACAUUGCAUUUUCACAGAAAAAACAAAAUAUCAAAGUCGCUUCUUUUUAUUUGACAACCUUCGGAACACUUGACACAACGUUCGGAAGGCAGAUUUCAGUAAUGUUGUAGCACGCGCAGACAUUUUUCCGUGGUGUUAAGUUGUUUCACGGCAUAAUAUACGAACAAUUUCCAUAUUCAAAAACUGGUAUCAAUAGCUUUUGAAUAGGGCCAAUCUCGUUACCCGAGCAUGCCCGUUCGCAGGUUGGGUGGGCAUAGCUCUAGAGAAAUCGAAUUGAUUCACGUUGCAUUUCCAACGUGAGUUGUGCGCAUGCUCGGGAAUUGUUGCUUAUUGAGUUCUCUCAUUUCACGAUGUCAUUGUCUGUAUAAAACUGUAGGCAAAGCAACAGAGAUCUUAGUAAAAUACAUUUCUUAAAAUUGCUGAAAUUUUACAUUCUCCCUCCUUAUUUGCCAAUAUGUUUGCGAGUAUACCCGUGUCACCUGUUUACAUCUACCAAAUGUCGGGGCUUAACUCAAAUGCUUUUACCUACAAUAUGCCUACCUACUAAAAUACCAACCCCCAAGUCGAAGGGUAUUCGCUAGAAACGUCGAAGUUCUCCUUGCAUUUUUCAUGUAGUUGUAUCCCUAUCAUGGCUAUCAAUCCGAAACUUUCGUACAUAUUUACCCCAGAAUUUUUAGUUGUUUUGAAUUGAUUGCAUUGUAAAAAGUAUCAAAUCUUCGACGAAAAAUUCUAAAUACUUUGUCAAUAUUUUACAACAAUACCGAGCAUGCGCACAACUCACGUUGGAAUGCAACGUGAAUCAAUUCGAUUUCUCCAGAGCUAUGCCCCUCCCCCCGCCCUUAAGAGCCUGGGAACGAGGUUUCUCGCUGUCAACAGUGUCACCAGAUUUGGUAAUUUAAAUUACUUUUGGUAAUAUUUCGCGAUUUUUCUGACCUUUGUGGUAAUUGAAAAUUUUUGGUAAUUUUUUAGUAAUUUCUCUUAAAGUUAGUAAUAUUUUGGUUAUGUCAUGAAAUUCAACCAAAUACACCAUAAUGACACAACCUGUUAUUCAAAAAUUCAAUGCUUGCUUGCAAAGCUGUACAUCCAAAUUGCAAGCUUCUGGCCCAAGCUGUCCAGCUGAAUCGAGGGAAUCCUGCUGAUCACCACUCACCCUGUGCUGAUUGCGGGCUAGGGACCCGGGGCCCGGCCCCAAUCAUUGCGGCGUCAUAUUUGCAUUUUGCACAAUUGCAACCAAAAAGUACAAGUGAGAAAGAAAAACAUGGAAAAAACAUAGUUUCAGUGAUGGAAAGCGUUUUACUGAUUUUGUUUUGCUGAGAUGUUUUAUUGAUUUUCAGACCACUUUGGUUGACAGCAGAAAUUUAGUAAUUUUUUCUACGUUUUGGUAAUUUUUUGCAUGCUUGUUUAGUAAUUGCCUUGCAAAAUAUCUGGUCACACUGGCUGUCAAGGAAAAAUUUCCGAUUUUUACCGUAUACACACGAACAAGUAAAACUUGUAUAGCAAAACUUGUCAAGGGACACUUGCUCGCCUGUACAGGAUUUAAGAGGAAAAAAUAAUGAAUUCUUAAGAUAAUACCUUGAAAUAUGCGCGGGAUUGCUUCGCAAUUUUAUUUCUAAGGCAAACGUUCAUGCAUGAUGAUCCAAGAUUCCGAGUUUUCACAUUUCCCGGUCAGAUCAUACGAAGACUACAUUGUUAUUAUUUCUUUAUCUUUCACCAGUACGAGAAGCUGUACGCAAGGCUGAAGAAGCGGCAAAGAAAGCUGCUGAAGAAUCUGGCAAACAUGGAGAUAAUGCUGCUGAAUUGAGAGUUGCUGCAAUCAAGGCAAAACUCGCAGCGCAGAGUGCAAUUAAACAACGCCUACACAGAGUUAACAAACUACAUCCAAAGUUAAAGCCCCUCAGAAAGUGGGCACGCCCAAGUAAGCAUAACGUAUAAGAAAUGGGAAGUGGAAAGAUAGGUGCAUGUUCUCCUUAAAUGUCAAUAUAUAGAGGAUAUUAGACGGUUGCGAGGAGUAUGGAUUUUAUGUUCGAUUGGCAAAAACAAUAUCGCGAACGAGUGAGAUUUUUUUGACACGAGAACAUAAAUCCAUAUCUUUUCGCAACCGUUUAAUGUUCUGUUUAUUAUAUGGACUUAUUCAAAUUGACAGAAAUGCACACAAAGACGACAUGUAAAUAAGCUGCGAAAGACCAGUAUAAAAGCGAUAUUUUUAAAAUUAUAGUGCAAAUAUAAAACUAGAAUAAAUCAGUUUACUUAUCUCAAGAUGUCUUUUAAAUGUUUUCGUUUUAUUUCCAACGUUAAUUUCGUUUUAUAUAUGAACCAAAGGCCAUUUGUAUUUUCAAAACAACAACAAUGAAAAUGGCGGGAAAUUUUCGAACUUCGCAUAGCAAGUGUGAAAUGCGGAAAAUACGCGCAUCGAGUCCCGGAUGUAGUGGCAUAUGAGUUCUACGAGUGUUUUAGUUUCCAAAAAAACACCAUUGUCCAUAUAAUAUAUAUGUCCAUGCAUGGAAAUGGUCUAUCAUUUGGAACUAAUAAUACUAGAACGAAAAAUAAUUUACCCAUGCUCGUGACAUUUUGCAAAGCUUCUUAAAGAAAGAAAGAAAAGUGAAUUACGAGUUCAAUUCCUAGACCAGUAUUUCUCUCUUCUGUGUAGGUAAUUUGCACAGCAACAUAAAGCAGUUUGUCAACCAUAGGCAUUUCAACAGGCUUUUGCCGCUCGUGCACCGUCGAUUGAGACGACCACUUCAUAGGUACGUAAUCUGAUUAAUAUGUAGAUUUCAGCUGAUUCAAUGAUGGUCUUAUCUUUUCUAAAAUUAAUAUACAGUAUAAUUAUAGUACCUGCAUGGUGGAAACCAAACUAUAAUAAUUUUCGUUGUAGACAUGCAUUUUCACAUAUGAUCAAUUUAAAUGAUCUUGCACAUGAGGGGGCUCCACAAAACACUUAUCAAGAAGACACAGCCUUGGAGGAUAGAUUAGCUUUGGAAGCUGAGGAGGACAAAAAGAUUGGAUCACAAUAUCCAGACGAUACUGAUUACACAUUCUCUCGAUCUUCGCUGACAGGUCGAGAUGCUACACAGGUAUUAUGAAGAAUUACCACUAUGGUAUGUGGUUGUAUUAUCUAUCUUUUCUUUGCACUCCUCGUCCAUUAUAUAUGUAUCCUUUGAGAACAUGCCGUCAAAACAUUAUUUCUCAACGGUUUUCCCACUCCUCUUAAUCGUUCUGUUCCCUCCUAAUUGAUGGUUGGAUGCGCAAUACUCUCAUGUGAGAUUGAACAGUGGGGUUUUUCAUCCUAGGUUUAAUUUGUUGCAGUGCCCGCAAUAAGUAGUUGGACAGUUUUCAUGAGUAAUAUAUAUGACACUUUCACUACUUCAGGGAAAGUCAUUGCUAAGUACACGUUAGUUGUAAUUUUAUUCUGUUUUUGAUCCUCUAGAACAUUCAAAAUCAAGUAGCAAGAGAGAGUGCUCGAGAGCUUAAAGAAAUACAGCAGCAAAUCAAUGCUGAAUCGCAAAAUUCACUAGGCAAGACAACGAUGGGUGACCCGGCUGCCAUGUUUCAUAAUCCCGCGCCUCAACAUGCAGGAGCUCAGCAAAAACCUCAAGCACGUAAUGGCAUGAUGGAACUACAAGCAGGUAAGAUGCCUUUUGCUGGUCAUUGGACAUUAGUGUUUGCAAUUAUUUUUGCAACAGUGUAAAUUCAUAGAGUUGAUUAUUCUGCGUUUUUGUUCCAGUUAUGUGUGCCUUUUGCCUUCGGUAGGAAAUUCAGUAUACACGUAACGUCAUAAAAAUGUACAAUGGCCUUGUGCAAGGGCCUUCGCUCGAAACGUCGAGUUUCUGCUUGUUUUUUUCAGGAAGCAAUAUAACCACUCAGCACUACAAUAAGAUAUCCGGCUUGAAACGAUUUUUUUUUCUGUGUUGGUUUUAUGUACUCAGGUGACUAUGAUGUUUGUGAUGUUACUCUGAGUGUAUAUUCACACCGGGUAAGCUUGAAAAAUAUGCCUGCCAACGGUGGGAAUCGAACCUACGACCUUUGGAAUACUAGCCCAAUGCUAGUAACCUGCCAACUGAGCUACACGGUCAGGUCGGUUUUUGUAUGUGAUAUUUCGGAACUGAGUCUAGUUCCUUCGAUAUCAAUGCAAUCUUGUAAUCAUGAUUUUUUUCUGUCUUGGUUUUAUGUACUCAGGUGAAUAUGAUGUUUGUGAUGUUACUCUGAGUGUAUAUCCACCCCGGGCAAGCUUGAAAAUAUGCCUGGCCACGGUGGGAAUGCACCUACAACCUUUGGAAUACUAGAUUGAUAUCGAAGGAACUAGACUCAGUUCCGAAAUAUCACAUACUCGAACCGACCUGACCGUGUAGCUCAGUUGGCAUAGCAUUGGGCUAUUAUUAUUCCUAAGGUCGUAGGUUCGAUUCCCACCGUGACCAGGCAUAUUUUUCAAGCUUGCCCGGUGUGGAUAUACACUCAGAAUAACAUGACAAACAUCAUUUUCACCUGAGUAAAAACCAACACAGAAAAAAAAUCAUGAUUACAAGAUUGCAUUGAUAUCGAAGGAACUGGACUCAGUUCCGAAAUAUCACAUACUCGAACCGACCUGACCGUCUAGCUCAGUUGGCAAUUGGGCUAGUAUUCCAAAGGUCGUAGGUUCGAUUCCCACCGUGGCCAGGCAUAUUUUUCAAGCUUGCCCGGUGUGGAUAUACACUCGAGUAACAUCACAAACAUCAUAUCUUGAAACGAUGAGAAAACUUGAAACGUCGAUCAUGCGCUCUUUCUGUUGUGAUGUAAAAUCUCUAAAUCCAUCUGCACGACAUUUUUCCCAUCAGAAAUUCUUGUUUAUAAUGACCGACUAUCAGUAGUAUAUUUUUACUAUAUAAUUUGAGUAAAAUACUGUAUAAUGUUAAUACUAAAAACUGUAUAUUUUAGAAGUAUACUAUUUUACUAAAGUAUUUGACAUUUUCAUUUUUCUACAGGCUUGAACCACGCUCUAACGAAUGCAGAUAGUAUGAACAGCGAUCCAAGACUUAUGAGUUCGCAACUGAAUAAUGAAGAAGGUAAUUCAAUUGGCGGAAGUUCCUUUACCGGACUGGGUGAAGAGAGACAACUAGGUGGUAUGGAAUCGAAUAUGGCCGGGAUCCAAUCCAUGGAAAAUCCAGGACAAACAGAACAGAUGGGAGACGGACAGGCUAGUAUGGAAGGACCACAAGGAGGUAAGACGUUCUGGGAUUGAUAAAACGAAUUACGUUUGUCUUGCUUUCUGGUGCAGAGACGUAAACGUGUGAAAUACAUUUUGUACGUAGUGCCUGCUUCGUCUACACGCGCGUUUUCUAAACCAUUAUUCGCGUUCAUUAUUUCCUUGAAUGGUAUGGCGCAGCAAAUCAUCUCCAACUCCUCAAUUUUGACUUGACCAUACUCUAAACUCCUUUAGUUCACAACCUUGAAAAAUAAACAUGCCUGGUUAGUGGUUACCAUUGUUCUAGCUAACGAGAGUAUAUAGACAUGCGCAAAUGUUAAUAUUUGCCUAGGAAUUUCAUUAAUUAUCAAAUUUGCUAAGAUAAAAAAUAGCCCAGUAAUUGAGGAGUAUUGUUACUAGUUAUACUACUAUAAUAAAUACAGUCAUUGACUUGCUAUGAUUACUAUUACGUUUACUACCAAGAUUACUACUGUAUACAUCUUACUGAUAAGUAAAUACUAAGAUUUGUGUUAGAAAUUGUGAAUUUGGUAUGAACGAGCAUUAAUCCUAGGGGUGUUAGUGUCCAUAUGUUUUGCUUCUCAUUAUGAAAUUUAAUUUCUAUUAUAGAAAGCAUACAAUCUGCAGCAUCAGCUUUAGCAGCUGGUGCAGGGCAAGCAGCGUUCGGUAAUCCCAACCAAGGAAUAUCUAAUGAUGUGGGUGGUCUUGGUGGACCUGGAGGACUUGGUGGACCUGCAGGACUUGGAGGACCAGCAGGACUUGCAGGAGCUGCAGGAAUGGAAGGUGCUAGUCUUGGUAAUGGAGCUUUAGAAAGUGGUUCGUUAGGUGCAGGGGCAGGUAGUCUAGGUGGUGCCGGUGGAAUGAUGCUUGGAGGAAAUGGUCUUAUGGGAGGGAGUAUGAAGAAGGUAUGUGAUGUUUGAAUAUGACUUUUUCAUCAAUUGCGAUGCCAUCUAUAUAGCUAGGGUCGUGAUCUGGUAUAGCCUACCCAGGUACACUAUACAGUAAAUGUCAGAUUAAAGAAGCAGUUUGCUUCGUAUAAUGGUAUACCAUGCAAAAUGUUCAUUUGUUGAAGUUUUUUAUUUAACUUUUUUGUAGUCAAAAAUCAACAAAAGUAGAACCACAUAAAUGUGAUAAUGGAGAAAUACGGUCGAUGCUCGUUUGUUUUUGAAUCGCUGAUCCUUGACGUUUCAAAAGAGGCUGAUUUGGAUGUUAAACGGAACCAUACAGCAUUUUUGGGAAAUAAUUCAUUAUUUGUGUAAAUAUAUAGCGUAACAAUGCUUAUAUAUGUAGUGUAUAUAUUAUCAAACACAAUUAGUGCAACUUAGCAUAAAUUAAGGCUGAUUAACACUAUCAAAGUUUCGUUUAGCAAGUACUGAUCUCUCGAAAACUUUGGUAAAAACACACAGUCUUGACGUAAUAUUUCAAAUCCGACUGUGAGGACUGGACUAGAUUUCAAGUCCGCGCAAUUUGAUCAAGUCCGAGGCGAAGCCGAAGACUGGAUCAAAAUUCGAGGACUUGAAAUCUAGUCCAGUCCGAAUUGGAGGAUUUGAAAUGACAUCUACUUAAUUCAUUUUGAUCCAGUCCAUGGACUGAAUUAAUUUUGAUCAAUGUACUAGACUGGAUCAAUCAGUGGCGUAACGUUAUAUCAGGGGGCCCCCGGUUCAAAAUUUUCGAAGACCCCCCUAGUAGAGGUGCCAAAGGCACGAGUCGAGCGCCGUAUAUGCACGAGUUUUCUAGGGGGUCCAGGUCAUGCCAUUUCCUGGACUUUGGGGAGAGAUUUUACAGAAUUCUGAUGGUCAUAAAACGACAUUGUAACAUAUCAGAGGCCCUGGCCAAUGUUUUUGCCCUAUUGCCUAAGCCUGGGGGCCCCCAUUUGGGUUGGGGUCCCCCGGGUUCACCCGGUCUGAGCCCAUAGUAGUUACGCCACUGGGAUCAAUGUACUUCAUCAGGUAUCCAGUAUUAUCAUGUGAGCAAAAUAAAGCAAUAUGGUUGGCUACUUUACUCAUGAAUUAUUCAUGAAUUAUUGAUGAGUUUGAGAUAGUAAGAGCCUUCUCGCCAAAGUCGAUUAAUGCGUGAUGUCGAUGCACUGUGAUUGCAAAAAUAAGAUUAUGUAAUCCAGAAUUUGCUCGUGUUUUUUUGAUAAAUUAAGUAAUCGAUGUGAUUAUAUGAUAUUUUAAAAAGCCAAUAUGAAAUUAU
This is a messenger RNA of Paramuricea clavata, 9659 nucleotides long. The record is from the annotation of a GenBank genome assembly. Lineage: Eukaryota; Metazoa; Cnidaria; Anthozoa; Malacalcyonacea; Plexauridae.